This is a messenger RNA of Cucurbitaria berberidis CBS 394.84, 1464 nucleotides long. Its product is annotated as iron reductase domain protein. The record is from RefSeq and is a predicted model, not a curated record. The transcript is spliced from 3 exons. Lineage: Eukaryota; Fungi; Ascomycota; Dothideomycetes; Pleosporales; Cucurbitariaceae. The annotation marks the transcript as partial.
UCGGCUCAGGUGGCAAGCGUCUGCCCCUCGACUAACGUCUGCUUCAAGCUCAACAUCCCCGAGCGCACUGCAUCGUCUGGAAGUGGAGACAUCUUCUUUCAAAUAUCCGCGCCCACCAGCUAUGAAUGGGUUGCACUCGGUCAGGGGCAAGCCAUGGCUGGCUCCAACAUGUUCGUCGUGUACACUUCCUCCAGCGGGACCAAUGUAACGCUGUCGCCCCGGACGGCUGUUGGUUUGGAUUCCCAACACCCAAGUCUCAAUGGAAAUGCAAAGGUGGAACUACUUGCGGGCUCGGGCGUGUCCAACGGCAUCAUGACAGCCAAUGUGAAGUGCUCGAAUUGCAACAGCUGGUCCGGCGGCUCCAUGGACUUCAAAGCUGGAAAUGGCAACUGGGUUUAUGGGUACUCGUCAUCUGGCGGCCCAAAAAACUCCGAUGACAAGUCAGCUUCUAUUCGGCAACACAGCGGGAAAGACGCGUUUACCUGGGACUUCGCGAGCGCUAAGGGAGGAAGCAGCGUCAACCCCUUGGCGAAUGCGGCUCCAUCCGGCGGAGGUGGUGCAGCAACAAACUGCAUUCCUCGACCUGCUUCAGCUACGGGAGCUUCCAGCGCCGCGGCAGUCUCCAGUGCUGCGGCCGUUUCCAGUGCUGCCAGCCCUACACAAACAAACGACGAUUCAAACAAUGAAAACGAAAACGACCGGUCUAGGUAUGCUUCUUGGGCCACUGCCAGACCAACUGGUCCUCCUUGGGAGAAGCGACAAGCGACUCUUCCAUUUUGUGACGAGGUCUCCAAUGGCAAUACCAACACUGGUAUCACUCCCAUCGGCUCGGCGCGCGGCGGCGGCGGAAACCAAAAGAUGAUGCUCAUUGCUCAUGGAGUACUGGCAUCUCUCGCUUUCGUGAUCCUAUUCCCCGCUGGUUCCAUCGCUAUCCGCCUUGCUUCCUUCCCCGGUGUCAUCUGGCUUCACGCCGCGUUCCAAAUCUUCGCAUAUCUAGUCUAUAUCGCUGCUUUUGGACUCGGCAUUCACCUGGCGAAGCAAAAGAGUCUGCUCAACAACUACCACCCCGUCAUCGGCAUAUUUGUUCUCGUUCUCAUCUUCUUCCAACCUAUCCUUGGCUUCCUACACCACACGCUCUUCAAGAAGUACGGUCACCGCACUCUUUGGUCCCACGCUCACAUCUGGGUUGGCCGUAUCGCUGUUACACUUGGCAUCGUCAACGGUGGCCUCGGUCUUAAGCUUGCAAAGACAAUGAAUAAUACUACGCAAGGUGGAAUCAUCGCAUAUGGUGUCAUUGCUGGGCUUGUCUGGCUGGUUUGGGUUGCGUCCAUGUUUAUUGGUGAGAGGCGGAGGAAGAGAGCGCUGGCCAAUGCGCCCCCGAAGUACACGGAUUCCCCGCGUCUAGAGUCAGAUAGGUCUGACACCGUUCCGAUGCAGGAGAGUUAUGCGCCGAAGGUGCGAUGA